AUUAUUAUUAUUGCUGUUGUUAAUUGUUGUUGUAUAUUAGCAUCCCAUAUUUUGCAAAGGUAGGUACAGCAAAUUUGGUGAGAAUCAUCCCAUAUUUGAAUGAAUGUAGUAUCGGUACAUGUAGUUCACAUGUCUAUAGUAACUUAUUCUUUCAGCUCUUGCCGAUGCUUUUGAGGACUAUUUGUUUGGCCAGCCCUUGGCCUACAUGACCGUCCUUGGUGCUAUAGAUGGUCAUGUGACCAAUCCUAAUCCACCAAAGCCAUUGGUUCUAUCCCUACACGGACCAGCUGGAACCGGUAAGAACCACAUCAGUCGUCUCGUGGUUGAAAAUCUUUACACAAACGGAAUGAAAAGCGGAUGUGUAACUGUCAGGAUGUCUACACUGGACUAUCCUCAUCAUGAAGAUCAUAAACAUCUUUAUCAACAGAAGGAGAAGCUGGUUUCAUUCAUCAAAUCCAAGGUUUCUGAAUGUUAUAAUCAUCUCUUCAUAUUUGAUGAGGUAGAGAACAUGCCCCCUGGCUUACUAGACAAUAUGAGGAGCUUCUUAGAUCACCAUACUAAAGUAGAUGGGGUCGAUUAUAGGAAAGUCAUCGUUAUAUUCAGAAGUAAACUAGCUGCACAAGCCAUCAACAAGUAUAUGUUUGAAUCAUAUGAGAAGGGAAUAGCGAGGGAAGACAUAAGAUCGGUUGAUAUGGAGCGAAUCAUCUCGAACGAAGUCAGUGGUAAAUCUGAUGCUGGUUUUAAGAAGGCCCGAAUCAUCGAUUCUCAUCUCGUCAGCCAUUUUAUACCCUUCUUCCCACUCGAAUUAUCUCACGUGAGACAGUGCAUCCAAGCUGAGUUCAAGGACCGUGGUUACCCGUCCAAUGUGAUUUCAGAAGAUGAGGUACUUGCCAUUCUGCAGUUCGACGGUCCGAAUGGGUCCAGGGUGUUUGCUGUGAGGGGUUGCAAGAAUGUUGCGGAGAAAGUCAGUAUAAUUCUCUAUAAAAUAAAGGCCGAAAAUCGCAGGAGGCGUAUCGCGAUGGAAAGGCGUGUCGACUUAUAAGAGCAGAUAUUGGUAAAGUCGAUUUAAAUGUGUAUAAUUUCCUCCAGUGGUAACUUUAUUUUGUAGAUGGGCAUGGGAGCCUCUUUCUCGUACAGUCAGAUAUGUUAUAUACUUUGAGCACAUGUAUACAAAUAUGUAAUUUGUUUAUUUAACAAAAACGAAAAUCAGCCUGACAUGCUAUGGCAUUUAAUUUUAUACUGGCAGUUUGAUGUUGGUGUCAAACGAUUGUCACAAACUCGAAAAGAUUUUUACUUGAUUGAUUUUGUAUCUGAGUCUAGUAGUAUAUCCCUUUUGCAGCCAACAUUUAAUUAUGUAGAACUUUUCAGAAAUU
Strongylocentrotus purpuratus (purple sea urchin) is the source of this 1373-nucleotide messenger RNA. RefSeq names its product torsin-1A. The transcript has 4 exons. The record is from RefSeq and is a predicted model, not a curated record. Bases 206 to 1042 code for a protein of 278 amino acids. Gene Ontology annotation, molecular function: ATP hydrolysis activity; ATP binding. Lineage: Eukaryota; Metazoa; Echinodermata; Echinoidea; Camarodonta; Strongylocentrotidae.